Molecule: messenger RNA, 867 nt
Organism: Aureobasidium musti
Lineage: Eukaryota; Fungi; Ascomycota; Dothideomycetes; Dothideales; Saccotheciaceae
Source: the annotation of a GenBank genome assembly
AUGAACCCAGACCAUGAUCCGAGAGAACGCAAGGGGGACUACGACAACAGAAGGAGAGGUCCGAGAAGAGACAACAGGCGAAGGGAUGAUGCUCCCAAGCCUUUCGACGUUAACAUGUACGACGAUGCAGAAGACGAAUCGCCAGCACUGAGCUAUGAUGAUGAAGACGACCGCAGAAAUACCCGACGCAGAGAUGACCGUCCAAGAAGGCCGCGCGGAGGCGAUUUGCUUGCCGGAAAGGAGACAGGCAGACUACGCGACCGUAGCGCCUCUCCUGUCAGAGAUGGAGAUGGAAGAUAUGGCUUCAACCAGGAGCAGCCCGAACGCAGGACUGCACGUCGCAGAACUAUCUCGCCCGCUCCUCGCAAANGAGACCUCAUUCCCGCAGCCCGUGCCAGCAACGGUCCGGUAGAACUAUUGCCANGCAAAAGCACCUCCAAGACCUUUGGCCUCGAUACCCCUCUUACCUCGACAAGUCCUCCCAAACGCAACAGAGAACUCUUCCCCAACAAAUCUGCUCGUAGCAAUCACCGCCGAUCAGAUGCCCUUGACGCUGACGAGACUGCUGGCAUCAGACGUACGUUGUGUUUAGCCAAUCGAAACCAUGGAUCUGAGCUAACCCAGUAUACAGGCAGCCUGGCUGAUCGCAUAACCGGAGGUCCAGAGACAGGCGGCUUUAGCAUCAGAGGCAGCGCUCAAGCGGAUGUACCGGGCUUCUCAAUCCGUGGCGCUUCUCGAGAAGUCAAUCCUAAGGUCAAGGAGUUGUUCCCAUCGAAGUUCAGUAACGGAGGAGAGCCAAACGACCUGUUCGCCGACAAAAUGAGAGACCGCAAUACUCAACGCAGACGUGCCGAGGACAUGAUGUAG